ACUUGACGUCGCAGCGAUUUCAUCAUUCUCGUCUUCAAGGGUUCCUGGCUGUCCAUGCUUGUUCUUCUCCGGGGGGCUGCUGCAUCGGCACCGCUGAGGAUCAUCCCCGACAUUCCCUCGCUCUGCUCGGUGCUGCGGGUCCGGUCUGUUCGGUUAGAUCGCCUCCGGAACCGGCCCUUUUCCACGUCGGCUCGCCUUUCCAACAGGAACAAGAAAAAGAACCUGUGGCAGGAGCAGCAGCAGCGGCUGGAAGAAGGACGAACAACCAUGGACGGCGACAUGGAGCAAAUCCUCGCCCCUUUGAGGCUCGCGGUCAAGGAACAGGGGGAUCUCGUUCGCCAAAUGAAGCAGGACGGCGCUCCCGACGUGGACGUGACCAAAGCGGUGGCCGAACUGAAAGCGAGGAAGCGGAAUUUAGAGGCCAAGGAGCUGGCGUUGCAACCCAAAGAUGACAUUGUGGACAGGACCAAGAUGGAGGACACCCUGAAGAGGCGUUUCUUCUACGACCAGGCCUUCGCCAUCUACGGCGGUGUGAGCGGCCUGUACGACUUUGGGCCGGUGGGCUGCGCCCUGAAGAACAACAUCUUGCAGGCGUGGAGGCAGCACUUCAUCCAGGAGGAGCAGAUCCUGGAGAUCGACUGCACCAUGCUCACCCCCGAGCCCGUCCUCAAGACAUCGGGACAUGUUGACAAGUUUGCUGACUACAUGGUGAAAGAUGUCAAGAAUGGCGAGUGCUUCAGGGCAGACCAUCGCCUCAAGGCGCAUCUGCAGAAGAUGAUGGCCGACAAGAAGUGUACUGCAGAGAAGAAGGCUGAGAUGGAGGACGUCAUCACGCAGAUGGACAACUACACGCAGCAAGAGUUGAGCGACCUUUUCGUCACGUACAGCGUCAAGUCUCCCACCACGGGAAAUGACCUCACGGCGCCCAUCGCCUUCAACCUCAUGUUCCAGACCUCCAUCGGACCAGGGGGGAACAUGCCAGGCUAUCUGAGGCCUGAAACGGCUCAGGGAAUCUUCCUCAACUUCAAGCGACUGCUGGAGUUCAACCAGGGAAAGCUCCCCUUUGCUGCCGCUCAGAUCGGAAACUCCUUCAGGAAUGAGAUCUCGCCUCGCUCCGGACUCAUCCGUGUCAGAGAGUUCACCAUGGCCGAGAUCGAGCACUUUGUGGACCCCGGCGAGAAGGUGCACCCCAAGUUCUCCAACGUGGCCGACCUGGACAUCCUGCUGUACUCCUCCGGGGCUCAGACCAGCGGCCAGUCGGCGCACGCCAUGAGGCUCGGGGAUGCCGUGGAGCAGGGGGUGAUCAAUAAUUCGGUUCUGGGCUAUUUCAUCGGAAGGAUCUACCUCUAUCUCACCAAAGUGGGAAUAGCCAAAGACAAGCUCCGCUUCCGCCAGCACAUGGACAACGAGAUGGCCCACUACGCCUGCGACUGCUGGGACGCCGAAACCAAAACCUCCUACGGUUGGAUCGAGAUCGUGGGCUGCGCCGACCGCUCCUGCUUCGACCUGAAGUGCCACGCCCAAGCCACCAAGGUGCCCCUGGUGGCCGAGAAGCCGCUGAAAGAACCCAAAGUGGUGAACGUGGUCCACUUGGAGCCCAACAAAGGCGCCAUCGGCAAGGCCUACAAGAAGGACGCCAAGAUCAUCAUCGAGUACCUGGCGGCGUGCGACGAAUGCCGCGUGGCCGAGAAGGAGCGGCUCCUCGACCGCAGCGGAGAGUUUGCCGUCGAGCUGGAGGGAAAGACUUUCAAACUGACCAAAGACAUGGUGGCCGUCAAGCGAUUCCAGAAGACGCUACACGUGGAGGAAGUGGUGCCCAACGUCAUUGAGCCGUCAUUUGGGAUCGGCAGGAUCAUGUACAGCAUCUUUGAGCACACCUUCCGCGUCAGGGAGGGCGACGAGCAAAGGACGUUCUUCAGUUUCCCAGCAACAGUUGCGCCAUACAAGUGCUCUAUUCUGCCUCUGAGUCAAAACCAGGAAUUUGUGCCCUUCGUUAAAGAGCUCUCCGAGGCCAUGACUCGAAACGGCGUUUCCCACAAGGUGGACGACUCCGCAGGGUCCAUCGGGAGGCGCUACGCCCGGACGGACGAAGUCGGCGUGGCGUUCGGCAUCACCGUCGACUUUGACACCGUCAACAAGACGCCGCACACCGCCACCCUGAGGGACCGAGACUCUAUGAGGCAGAUCCGAGCCGAGGUGAGCGAGCUGCCAGUGAUCAUUCGGGAUUUGGCCAACGGGUCUCUGACCUGGGCGGAAGUGGAGAGCAAGUAUCCCGCCUUUGAAGGACAGGAGACCAGCAAGAGGGACGCGGCCGAGGAGUGAAGUCCUCCUUUCUCUCUUCCGCCUGCAGGGGGUGGGGGGAAUCAAUCAAUCAAUCAAUCAAUACAGUUCAUAGACUUUUGUUGCAUUCGCAUCAUCAAAAGAACAGCACGAUGAUCACGUCCACAAGGAGGCGCUGCAUUUCAACAAUGUAUGUUUUUCAAAAGGGAGAAACUGGCAGCGGAAGGAGGCGUACCACUUUUCAGAUACUGAACGCUCUCAAUAAAAACCGCCAGCACUUACUGGACACGGCAUCCCA
This is a messenger RNA of Hippocampus comes (tiger tail seahorse), 2578 nucleotides long. Its product is annotated as glycine--tRNA ligase. Gene Ontology annotation, molecular function: ATP binding; glycine-tRNA ligase activity. Gene Ontology annotation, cellular component: cytoplasm; mitochondrion. Gene Ontology annotation, biological process: mitochondrial glycyl-tRNA aminoacylation. NCBI's taxonomy places the organism in Eukaryota, Metazoa, Chordata, Actinopteri, Syngnathiformes, Syngnathidae. The record is from RefSeq and is a predicted model, not a curated record. The coding region runs from base 55 to 2322 and encodes 755 amino acids. The transcript is spliced from 17 exons.